Molecule: messenger RNA, 1611 nt
Organism: Penicillium longicatenatum
Lineage: Eukaryota; Fungi; Ascomycota; Eurotiomycetes; Eurotiales; Aspergillaceae
Product: ankyrin repeat domain-containing protein
Exons: 1
Coding region: 1-1611 (536 amino acids)
Molecular function (GO): protein binding
Source: RefSeq, a predicted model, not a curated record
AUGUCCAUUAUCCAAUUCCCAACAGAGAUCCUUUGGAUCAUAGCCAGUUCCUUAAUGGGCGGCGAAAUCUGUGCUUUUGCUCAGGCCCACCGAAACAUCUAUCCUAAGCUGCGUCUGGCGUUGAUCAAACACAAUGUCAAGCAUCAGAACAGCUCGGCACUUCAUUGGGCCGCUAAAACCAACAAUCGCAGAUUUGCAAAGACCUUGCUUUCUUACCGAGCCAAUAUCAAUGCGCUGGUCGAUGGUCUUUCUCCUCUCAUGACGGCCGCAAAUUACGGCUCAGAGCAGGUAAUCAAACUUUUGCUGCAGAAGAAAAGGCUACGCGUGAACAUGAGAAAUACCCAGGGAGAAAGUGCGCUGUGGCUCAGUGUGGCGAGUAAGUCAUCAUCUGCUGUUGUGUGCCAGCUCCUGCAACACCCUCGUCUCAGAAUCGACCUGCCAAAUUGCGAGGGCCAAACCGUGCUCUGGCUUGCGGUCUUUCAAGGCAACAAAGACUUGGUGUGCCAGCUACUCUUAAGCGGUGCCAACCCUGAUGCGAAAGAUCAGCUUGGAAUAUCGCCAUGGAUUCAAGCAUGCAUCAGCAACAGGAGCCAGAUCGUAGAUCUGUUGCUUGAUCACUGGAAGGCGACCUCUCCUGAAUUCGUGUCACCUGCUAAAACGCUCGCCAGGAGUGAGGAGACGGUAACAUCAGCCGCUAGCCGCGGAGAUACGUCCAUGUUACAAAUGCUGCGCCUCCAGGGAGAAGCUCUUGAUACAGCGGAUCAACAGGGGCGGACACCACUCCACACAGCGGCCAAGGGCGGUCAUAUUCAAGCGGUAGAUUAUCUGCUCCGUCACGCGAAGACUCUCCUGAACCGUCAAGACCGUCACGGCAGGACUGCGCUUUGGUGGUCUACCUAUUCAUUCCAAGAUCGUGUCACGCAGAGACUUUUACAAGAGAAGGACGUGGAGAUCAAUACGUUCGGAACGUGUGGGAAAUACGAUACUCCCUCUACUUCGCUCCACCAUUUAGCCAGAAGAAAAGAUACAACCGUCCUUGCAUGGUUUUUGAGUAAGCCGAGUCUGAACCCUAAUUUACGCGGGGACUCCCAAUCUCCUCUUUGUCUGGCUAUACAACAAGGAAACACCGCAGUGGUGAGAUUACUCCUCACCCACACAAAGACAAAAAUCAAUGCCAUGGACAUAUACAGUGACUCGCCGCUUCUUCUCGCAAUCCAGGAGGGCCAUCGCGAUAUGGUCCAACUGCUGGUCUGGCACGGGGGUCGGCUGCAGAUCAACCAGUUGAACUGUCCCGAUGAGGAGACGGCGCUUUGUGUGGCCAUUCGUCACGGGAGACUGGACAUGCUAGAAACGUUGCUUGGGCAUCCUCGAAUCAAUAUUGACGUGAUCAAUCGUUGGGGUGAGACAGCCCUGCUAUUAGCCGUCAAGCGGGAAGACCCCGCAAUGGUGAGCAGAUUGCUCCAGGGCCCGAACUUACCUUGUAUUUUGGCAUUGCCAGCGGAGGUUGCUCAAUCCCGCAAAAAUCGGGGUAUGGCUCGUCUCAUCCAAGAGGCAAUGAAGCAAAAGGGCCACUGCGACUACUCGUCAAGGCAGACACAACGUCAGAUAUGA